AUGGUUCCUCAGGUGGUGACAGACAUCAGCUCAGACAUCACAGAAAAUAUUGCUGGCAAACUGGUUUUCUACCAGAUGGAGGGAAAUGCCACCUAUGUGAGAGACAAAGGAGAGCUGGCCUCAGAUGUUCUCACCGAGGCCAUGUUUCAACUUUUUGAUCCUCACAAGAAUUUAAGCAAAGAGAAGUUCACCUACACUUGGGAUCUAGGAAACGGACAAGUGAUCCAAGGGACUGAGCCGGUCAUCCGUUACCACUACUCAGAGUCUGGGAACUACACCCUGCGCCUGAAAGUUGGAACUGAUGUAACCACAUACGCAAAUCCAAUUGGUGGGGUCUACUCCAUGGAUGUUAAAGUGCUGGAUGCCAUCAAGCGCAUUGAGCUGAGGGGGCCUUUAGAUUACGAAGUGUCUCAGAACACCAGCUUGGCUUUUCACGUUGAUGGAAGCCCCCCCAUGUGGGUGUGCUGGCGUUUCCUGCCCAACUGCAUGUCGGACACAGCGGUGGGCUGCACGCUGACCACUCUGUACGGAGACACGCUGCGUCUGGAUCACAUCUUCACCUCCACCGGCGUCCACUGCCUGGACAUCACCGCCCGCAACGACAUCAGCAAGCUGCAGACCUCCUACAGCCUCUACGUCCGCAGGAACCUUAACAGCAACCUCUUCUUCAUUUUGCCAUGUCUGGCCAUCUUCGUAGCGACCUUCUCCUUCAUCACCAUUAUUGCCUGUCGUCCACGCCACACCAGCAAACGACAGAUUGCUGCUUCCAGUAAUGCCAUAUUCCUGAAGAACCAAGACGGCGACGGUCCAAGCAACAUCCACUUCAGCUUCUCCUCCGCGGCACGAGAAGAGAGCCAGCCUCUGCUCUGGCAGUACGGGAGUCAGUACUCCACUUAA
Myripristis murdjan (pinecone soldierfish) is the source of this 897-nucleotide messenger RNA. RefSeq names its product transmembrane protein 130 (gene tmem130). Gene Ontology annotation, cellular component: plasma membrane. Lineage: Eukaryota; Metazoa; Chordata; Actinopteri; Holocentriformes; Holocentridae. The record is from RefSeq and is a predicted model, not a curated record. The transcript has 7 exons. Bases 1 to 897 code for a protein of 298 amino acids.